This is a messenger RNA of Paraphaeosphaeria sporulosa, 486 nucleotides long. RefSeq lists its product as uncharacterized. Lineage: Eukaryota; Fungi; Ascomycota; Dothideomycetes; Pleosporales; Didymosphaeriaceae. The transcript is spliced from 3 exons. Bases 1 to 486 code for a protein of 161 amino acids. The record is from RefSeq and is a predicted model, not a curated record.
AUGCUUCGUCAGGCGCUCGCCACCGCGGUUACCUUCCUCUCUCUGUCGCACAUGGCGUCCGGCGCGAUUGUGUUCCUCAGCAACUGCCACCAGGACUACUACUCAGGCCAAUACCAGUGGAGUGAAAUGGACUACUUCACGAACACUCCUCCCACGGCGUCCUAUCCAGAUGGCAAGAAACCGGCAGGCAAGACGCCUUCGAUCGAGGCAAAAGGACCCAACACUGGUGGCAGAGACGAUCGUGUUCAUUGGGAGGGGAGGAAGACAUGCGGAAACUUCUCCGAUACCACCUUCUGCGCCACCAUCGCGGCUGAUGCUGGAGGAAAAAGCAAGGGAACAUAUGUCGGCAGCGGAUCCAACGGCUUCGGGACGAAGUUCGAUUGCUACUCUGAAGGUGGCGAACGAUAUGUGUAUGCUAUCAAUCCACCGGACGCAACAGGCCUCACCAGUUCAUGUUACGCCAUCUAUUAUUGUUCGACCAAGUAG